This is a messenger RNA of Rotaria sordida, 2715 nucleotides long. NCBI's taxonomy places the organism in Eukaryota, Metazoa, Rotifera, Eurotatoria, Philodinida, Philodinidae. The record is from the annotation of a GenBank genome assembly.
AUGACCACAGGAACAAAUUUUUAUAUAUACAAAUGGUAUGCUGAUAUAAUUGAUGAAAAAACUAAUGAUGUAACAAUUAUUUAUCUCGGAGAACUUGAAUGGAAUUUUUUGAAACUUAGCUUUACAAAUAUUUUACAAUUUCUUGAUAAAUAUCAUUUAAUAUCACAAGCAAGAUUUUCAAAUUAUAAUUUACCAAUAUUAGAAAAUAAAUCUUUUCAUAUUAAUUCUAUACAAAUAUCUGGACAAUGGAAAUCAAAAAGUGAAUUAAUUAUUGAAAAAUUAUUUGAAAAUCAAGAUGGAUAUAUUCUAUGGGAAUGUUUUAUGCCAAGUGCAUGGGGAGAAAUAAAAAUUAAUGAAAAGAUAAAUAAAGGAUUUGGAUAUGUAGAAAAAUUAACAUUAACUUUAAAACCUUGGCAAAUGCCAAUUAGUAUUUUACGAUGGGGAAGAUUUCUAUGUAAAAAUCAAUAUAUUGUUUGGAUUCGUUGGGAAGGUGAUGAAGAAAAAUUUUUAGUUUAUCAUAAUGGAAUAAAAUAUAUUGAUGGAAUUAUUAAUGAUGAUAUUGUAGAAUUUGGACAUUAUCGUUUAAUAUUAUCUAAAAAAUAUAUUUUACGUAAUGGACCUUUAAUUAAAACUGUAUUUGAUAAAUUUUUAUGGAUUAAAAAAAUUUUUCCAUUAGGAUUUUUUAAUAUGAAAGAAUGUAAAUGGCAAACUUGGUGUGAAUUAUAUGAAAAUAAUUAUUUAAUUGAAAAUGGUUGGUCUAUACAUGAAAAUGUUGAUUGUAAACCAAAAAUAAAUUUUUCUUUUGGAAAAAUAUUUUAUGGUUCAUUAUUUAUAAUUUUACUUCCUUUAAUAUUCAUAUUUUGGUCAAAACAAACAGAAAAUUAUAUUCUUCUUCCAAUUCCAAAAAAUUCUAUUAUUCCUAUAUUAUUUAUUUUAUUUGGAAUAAUUUUUAUGUUUUCUGCUAUGUUAGAAUUAUGGAUUAAAGGUCAUGGACUUCCAAUGAAUGCAUAUCCACCACCAAAAUUAGUAACAACAGGUCUAUAUAAAAUAUUUUCACAUCCAAUUUAUAUUGGAUCUUCAUUAUUCAGUUUUGGUAUAUCAAUAUAUUUUCAAUCAAAAAGUGGAUGUUGGUUAAUUUCACCAAUUCUUACAUUAUCAUGGCUUGCACUUGUAUAUGGUUAUGAAAAUGAUGAUUUAAAACAACGAUUUUCUGAUUGUAAAUGGAAUCUAUUAUUAAAUUUGCCAGAAAAUAUAAAAAUAAAAAGUCAAUUAAAAGAUAUUAUUUCAGUUUAUUGUUUAGUUUUAAUUCCAUGGUUAAUAUUUUAUCAAACUAUUAUAUUUAUAGGAACUCCAUUAAAUUCAAUAUCAACUUAUUUAACAUUUGAAACAAAUUUACCAAUUAUAGAAUGGACAGAAUUAUUUUAUCUUCUUGCUUAUCCUUAUGUGGCACUUCUACCGUUAGUUUUACAAACAAAACAACAAAUUCGUUCUUUUAUUUUGGCUGGUUUGAUGAAUAUUAGUAUUGGAAUUUACUUACAAAUUAUCUUACCAUUUGUAGCUGUACCCAGAGAAUUUAUUCCAACAACAAUUUUAGGGCAAAUAUUAUUACAUGAACGAGAUUUUGAUGGACCUACAGGUGCUUUUCCCUCAUUUCAUGUAUCUUGGGCAUUUUUAUCAGGUUAUUAUUAUACUUGGAGUUUUCCAAAAUAUAAAUUUGUAUUUUAUAUUUUAUCAAUUUUGAUAUCUAUAAGUUGUAUAACUACAGGGAUGCAUAGUAUAAUAGAUGUUAUAGCAGGUUUUAUACUAUUUAUUAUUUGUAUUAAACGAGAAAUAUUAUGGAUUUAUAUAAGAAAUUAUUUUGAAAAUUUAGCAAAUUCAUGGACAGCUUAUAGAAUUGGUAAAUUACGUAUUAUUAAUCAUAGUUUUUAUAUAUUUCUAAGUACAUCUACAGGUGUUUUUAUUCUUUGUUCACUUGUUGGACAUACAUAUACUAUAAUACUAGCAAGUUCUUUAUCUAUACUUGGUUCAGCAAUAUGGGCACAAUUUAUUGAAAAAUCAUCUGGAUUAUCUCGACCAUUUGGUUAUUUUGGUUGUAUUGCUGGUGGUAUAAUUGGAUCAAUGAUUGCUUCAUGGCUUUUUACUAUUCCAAUUAUUUCAAUUUUAUCAGCAUAUGCUUUAGUAAGUCCUUGGAUACAAGGUCUUGGUCGUUUACGCUGUAUUAUACAAGGAUGUUGUCAUGGUAGAUCAACGAAUAAAUUUAUUGGAAUAUUAAUUAAGAAUCCACAAUCACGUGUAUGUUCAAUUUCACAUUUAAAAAAUACUUAUAUUCAUAUAACACCUGGUUAUUCAAUGAUAGCAAAUCUUAUUAUUGGAUUAUUUUUAUGGAGACUUUGGUAUUCAAAUGUUUCAUUAUGUUUAAUAGUUAGUCUUUAUUUUAUUUUAAUUGGACUUAGUCGAUUUGUUGAAGAAGAAUAUCGUGGUGAAAUUCAAACACCUAUUUAUUAUAAAUUAAAAAUCUAUCAAUGGACAUCAAUUUUAUUUGUAUUCAUAGGAAUUAUUAUAAGUAUGAUUCCAUUUAAUGAUAAUAUUUCUUUAAAAUUAAUUUGGAAAUAUGAAUAUUUAAUACCUUCUAUUCUAUUCGGUUUAUCUACAGCAUUUGCUACAGGAAUGGAUUUUCCUGAAUCAAAAAGAAAAUUUUCUAGAUUAUCAGAUUAA